AAAAACAUUUGUUUUCAGACACUGGAGAGCAGGCACUGUUACGGCUGUGAUUUUACAACCGCUCCUACAUGCUGGGGGCAGUCUCCAGAUGCAUCUCAGGGUGGGUCGUCAGUGCUUUCAGACUCAGCAAAAUCUACAUUUAUUUACGUAGUUAAAAUUACUGUUGCUAUGGGUAAAUUCACAGAAGUAAAGCCCAGAGAAUCCGGUUGGCUGGCAGGGAGCGGCGGAACCAAUCCCGGGCUCAGCAAGUUCUCGCGAUACCGUGAGAUCUGCAUCCCUGACGACACCGCCGCGGAGAUGUUAGUGAGACUGGCGGGUGGGCGGUGCGAGCGGCGGUUAGCUCCGAGCUCGGCUUCUCUGAGGAAAACGGGCGUUCACCUGCGGUUGGUCCGACUGUUACCAACAUGAGCGGCGUCGAUGGGGUCGAGAGGACCCCUCCCCUCCAAACCCACAGCAUCAUUAUUUCUGACCACGUCCCGAGCGACCCGGACGCACACCAGUGCCUGAAGCUCCGCGACCAAAGCGAGGCGACCCAGGUGAUGGCGGAGCCGGGUGAGGGAGGCUGGGAGACCAUCGCGCUCCCGCCUCCACAGCCUUCAGAGGAGGGGGGCGUACCUCAGGAUCCCGCGGGCCGUGGCAGUACUCCCCAGAUCCGAGUUAUUGGGGGUCGCGGUCAUGUGGCGAUCAAAGCCGGGCAGGAAGAGGGCCAGCCUCCCGCUGAGGGCCUGGCAGCCGCUUCUGUGGUGGUGGUGGCAGUGGACCGCAGCUUGAAAAAGGGCGUUCAGGGUGGAGAGAAGGCCCUAGAAAUCUGUGGCGCCGAGAGAUCCGCGUCUGAGCUGCCGGCGGGGGCGGGGGCCGAGAACGACACCGAGGAGGUGAAGACAGGAAAGUGCGCCACUGUCUCAGCAGCCGUGGCUGAGGGGGAGAGCGCUGAGGUGGUGGUGAAGGAAGGCCUGGCGGAGAAGGAGGUAGUGGAGGAGCAGAUGGAGGUAGAGGAGCAGCUGCCGGAAGGUGAAGAAAUAGAAGUGGCGGAGGAAGAUAGAGUGGAGGAGGAGGCGAGGGAGGAGGACGGGCCCUGGCCUCUGCAUGAGGCUCUCCGCAUGGACCCUCUGGAGGCCAUCCAGCUGGAACUGGACACUGUGAAUGCUCAGGCCGACAGGGCCUUCCAACAGCUGGAGCACAAGUUUGGGCGGAUGCGUCGACACUACCUGGAGCGGAGGAACUACAUCAUUCAGAAUAUCCCGGGCUUCUGGAUGACGGCUUUUCGAAACCAUCCCCAGUUGUCCGCCAUGAUUAGGGGCCAAGAUGCAGAGAUGUUAAGGUACAUAACCAAUUUAGAGGUGAAGGAACUCAGACACCCUAGAACCGGCUGCAAGUUCAAGUUCUUCUUUAGAAGAAACCCCUACUUCAGAAACAAGCUGAUUGUCAAGGAAUAUGAGGUAAGAUCCUCCGGCCGAGUGGUGUCUCUUUCUACUCCAAUUAUAUGGCGCAGGGGGCAUGAACCCCAGUCCUUCAUUCGCAGAAACCAAGACCUCAUCUGCAGCUUCUUCACCUGGUUUUCAGACCACAGCCUUCCAGAGUCCGACAAAAUUGCUGAGAUUAUUAAAGAGGAUCUGUGGCCAAAUCCACUGCAAUACUACCUGUUGCGUGAAGGAGUCCGUAGAGCCAGACGUCGCCCACUAAGGGAGCCAGUAGAGAUCCCGAGGCCCUUUGGGUUCCAGUCUGGUUAACAUUUGCCCUUGGGAAUACUCCUGCACAAGGUCUCCUACCACCUUCUGCUGGACUUGUGUUUGGGCAUCAGCAAUGGGUAUGUCUUCUACUGUGUUUUGUUUUUGCUGACUUUUCUGCACCCUCUUUCCUUUGGAUAUUCAGUUCUCUCAACCUCAAGAUUGAGACGGUGGUGGGUAUGCGUCUCCACUUCCAUAUGACCUUCAUGCUGUUCUGGAAUAUCACAUGCUACGAAGUCAUCCUUCACGCUACUUGUAAGCCAAGCAAAUGAUACUGUAGAUUGUACUGCCUUUAUCUGCACUGCUUGGACGCUGUUUAUUCCCAGGGCCUCUGAACUGGUUGCUAUCACCUGGAUUUCUACCUUUGGGAGUCUAUUCCACCUACUCAGCUCUGCAUCGUGAAGUAAGGGCACAUGCCCUGUGGACAGUUACUGGACGUUAAUGAACUCAGGAGAAAAGCAGUGAGCCGCUUGUUCUGUGUGAUUUAUGCUACUUUAUUGCUCUUCCUUCACCUCUAGUCACUUUCUAUUGCUACCUGCCCUGCAUUGGCCCCAGCCAAGGUCCCUCUCUCCCUCUUUUCCUCUGCCUUUUUUUUUUUUUUUUUUUGAGAGGGAGUCUUGCUCUGU
Cercocebus atys (sooty mangabey) is the source of this 2353-nucleotide messenger RNA. RefSeq names its product TSPY-like 1 (gene TSPYL1). The transcript has a single exon. Gene Ontology annotation, biological process: nucleosome assembly. NCBI's taxonomy places the organism in Eukaryota, Metazoa, Chordata, Mammalia, Primates, Cercopithecidae. The record is from RefSeq and is a predicted model, not a curated record. Gene Ontology annotation, molecular function: chromatin binding; histone binding. Gene Ontology annotation, cellular component: chromatin; nucleus. Bases 405 to 1730 code for a protein of 441 amino acids.